AGGAGAAGGAGGAUGGCAAGUCGGCGGUUACUGUAAGGGCAGCCCAAGGGAAGCAGCGGCUUCCCCAGGAGGAGCGAGAAGGGGACGAAAACAGCCGAGGCUUGGCGGGAAGCGAGAAGCAGAAAUGGCCAACGAGUCGCUUCAGAGUGAUCCAGGCAGCUGGUCAGUGCUGGACCACCUGGGCUUGGACCAGAGCUCAGAUUUCUCAGACACCAGCGUGCAGCAGAAGUUAGACGAAGAGAAAGAGAAGAUUAAGCGUGAAAUUCGCAAAGAGCUGAAGAUCAAAGAGGGAGCAGAGAACCUACGCAAGGCUACUACAGACCGUAAAAAUCUCUCCAAUGUGGAGAACUUGCUCAAGAGCUCCAACCGCAAGCUGGAGGUGCUGCACCACCAACUGCAGGAUCUCAAUGCUCACAUUGUGGUCAAAGACCCUGAGGACUUGGAGAUUGCUCCCCAGUCACCAGGCAGCCUGAGCCGGUCAACAGCUACUAAAAGCCGCAUUGCUGGCCUGGAGAAGCAGCUAAAUAUUGAGCUGAAGGUGAAGCAGGGGGCGGAGAACAUGAUCCUGAUGUAUGACAAUGGUGCUGCUAAGGAUCGGAAGCUGCUGCAGACAGCCCAGCAGAUGCUACAGGACAGCAAGACUAAGAUCAAUAUAAUCCGCAUGCAGAUCCGCAAGGCUGUGCAGGCUGACGAGGUGCAACUGAAUGUGGAAGAUGGGCAAGGUAACACUGAUCUAAGCGCCAUAGAGUUGAGGAUUGAGGAGUUGAGACACCACUUCCAGGUGGAGCAUGCUGUGUCUGAGGGGGCCAAGAAUGUACUGCGCCUGCUGGCUUCCAGCAAAGUUCAAGACCGCCAUGCCAUCUCUGAGGCACAGACCAAGCUGAAUGAGUCGAGCCAGAAGCUGGACCUUUUGCAUCACUCUCUGGAGCAGCGUCUUGGUGAGCUGCCCCAAGAUCACCCAAAAGGCUGCAUCAUCAAAGAGGAGCUCAUCCUAGCCUCUUCUCCUGCCUUUAGUGCUCGCAAUACCACUACUUACCAGCACAACCAGUACAACACCCUUUCAAAGCCAUCUCCGCUGACAGGCACUCUGGAGGUGCAGUUGUCGGGCUGCAGUGGGUUGUUGGAGCUUGUCCCAGGCCGUAGCCGUGGGUCUACCGUCUCUCUGCCUUGCAACAGCCCUGGCGAAGCACGGCCCUCUUUCAUGAGCCGGAGCGGGCGAGGUUUGUACAGCCGGAGUGGUAGCGUAAGCAGCAGGACCACCAUCAAAACUGAAGAUAUCAGCAAUGAGGUGGGUGCUGUCCUGAAGCUAGAUAACGCAGUUGUAGGCCAGACAGCCUGGAAGCCCUGUGGCCUGCAAGCCUGGAACCAGAUUUUCACUGUGGAACUGGAGAGGGCAAGAGAGUUGGAGAUAGGCGUUUACUGGCGUGAUUAUCGCAGCCUCUGUGCCCUGAAGUACCUCAAGCUAGAAGACUUCCUUGACAACCAACGCCAUGAAAUCCACCUGGAGCUGGAGCCACAAGGCACUCUCUUGGCAGAGGUUACUUUCUUCAACCCUGUUAUCGAACGCAUUCCCAAGCUCCAGCGACAGAAGAAGAUCUUCUCCAAGCAGCAAGGGAAGGCUUUCCUGCGUGCCCGGCAGAUGAACAUUGAUAUUGCCACAUGGGUACGGCUCUUGCGACGUGUCAUUCCCACUGCCAGCACCACAGGCACUUAUAGCCCCUCAACACAGAUGACCCCAACAUCUGGCUCAGAGAGCAGGCACAGUCUCAACUCUGGGGACAUUGCCAUUGAGAAGCUGAGCUUGGAAGGGGACAGAGCACAAGUAGAGCAAGUGGGCCAGGAUGACAAUGAACUACCCAGUAAGGUCUUGUUGACUUCACGAGUGGGGGAUGAGAUUCCUUUCCAGAUGGAGCUGGGCCCAGGAGGCGAGGCCAAAGGGUCUGAGAGUCUGUUUCACAGCAGCCUGAGAAAAACACCUCUCACUAUGGAAGAUUUUCGCUUUGUGGCUGUGCUUGGUCGUGGCCAUUUUGGCAAAGUGCUGCUGUCUGAGCUGCGUCGGACGGGGGAACUUUUUGCUAUCAAAGCCUUGAAGAAGGGUGACAUUGUUGCGAGGGAUGAAGUGGAGAGCCUGAUGUGUGAAAAACGGAUAUUUGAGACUGUGACCCAUGCCCGGCACCCCUUUCUAGUGAACCUCUUCGCCUGUUUCCAGACAUCCCAGCAUGUCUGUUUCGUAAUGGAAUACACAGCUGGUGGAGACCUUAUGAUGCACAUCCACACAGAUGUAUUCACCGAACCACGUGCUACAUUUUAUGCUGCUUGUGUUGUCCUAGGGCUACAAUUUCUUCAUGAUCACAAAAUCGUAUACAGGGACCUGAAGCUGGAUAAUCUAUUGCUGGACACGGAAGGUUUUGUGAAGAUUGCAGACUUUGGCCUCUGCAAGGAAGGGAUGGGCUAUGCUGACCGCACCAGUACAUUCUGUGGGACACCAGAGUUUCUGGCUCCUGAAGUUUUGACAGACACUUCGUACACACGAGCAGUGGACUGGUGGGGCUUGGGUGUACUAAUAUAUGAAAUGCUUGUAGGGGAGUCCCCAUUUCCUGGAGAUGAUGAAGAGGAAGUGUUUGACAGCAUUGUGAAUGAUGAAGUGCGAUAUCCCCGCUUCCUUUCUACGGAAGCCAUUGGCAUCAUGCGCCGGUUGCUGCGUCGGAACCCAGAACGGCGCUUGGGCUCCAGUGAGCGUGAUGCUGAAGAUGUGAAGAAGCAGCCAUUCUUCAGGAGCAUCGAGUGGGAAGCCUUGCUGGCCCGCAAGAUCAAGCCGCCAUUUGUGCCAAUAAUCAAGGGCCGGGAAGACAUCAGCAAUUUUGACGAAGAGUUCACAGCGGAGGCACCUAUGCUGACACCGCCCCGUGAAGUACGGCCCCUGACGCAAAAGGACCAGGAUGCCUUCAAGGACUUUGACUAUGUUUCUAACACCUGCUAGCUCUGGGAGGAGGAGGGGGGGCAAAGGAAAUCCCCAGCAACACUGCCAGCCUUACAGGGCAGGAUUCUGCUCCAUCAGUGACUCAGAUGCUUGCUAGCCCCGCCUGCCAGCUCUAGGGGUGGGGCUGGGAAAGCCCAGCAACACUGCCAGCUUCAGGGGGGUACAGUAGUGUUCAUCAUCAUCAUAUGUCAGCUCUGCAAAUAGGUAGGGAAAGCCACAGAAAUAUCUCUGCACGCUACAGACCAUGACAUCAUUCAUGCAGAUACAUGGACAUCUGCUAGCUCCAAGGGAGGGGCAAGAGACAGGUGGCCACCCCGUCUUAUCAGGUAGUAUUAACCCAGGGACUUCAGCAGAG
Messenger RNA from Gekko japonicus, 3335 nucleotides. It is a transcript of the gene PKN1, whose product is annotated as protein kinase N1. The transcript is spliced from 22 exons. Gene Ontology annotation, biological process: signal transduction; protein phosphorylation. The coding region runs from base 125 to 2980 and encodes 951 amino acids. Gene Ontology annotation, molecular function: ATP binding; small GTPase binding; protein serine/threonine kinase activity. The record is from RefSeq and is a predicted model, not a curated record. NCBI's taxonomy places the organism in Eukaryota, Metazoa, Chordata, Lepidosauria, Squamata, Gekkonidae.